AUGCGUGAGAUUGGUAACCAGAUCGGUGCUGCCUUCUGGCAGAACAUCUCUGGCGAGCACGGCCUUGACAACGAUGGCAUCUACAACGGUACAUCCGACCUCCAGCUCGAGCGUAUGAACGUCUACUUCAACGAGGCCUCUGGCAACAAGUACGUUCCCCGCGCCGUUCUCGUCGAUCUAGAGCCUGGUACUAUGGACGCCGUUCGUGCCGGUCCCUUCGGCCAGCUCUUCCGCCCCGACAACUUCGUAUUUGGCCAGUCUGGUGCCGGCAACAAUUGGGCCAAGGGUCACUACACGGAAGGUGCGGAGCUUGUCGACCAGGUCCUCGAUGUUGUCCGCCGUGAGGCUGAGGGCUGCGACUGCCUUCAGGGUUUCCAGAUCACCCACUCUCUCGGUGGUGGUACUGGAUCUGGCUUGGGAACCCUGCUCAUCUCCAAGAUUCGCGAGGAGUUCCCAGACCGCAUGAUGGCCACCUUCUCCGUCGUUCCCUCCCCGAAAGUCUCCGACACCGUCGUCGAGCCCUAUAACGCCACCCUUUCCAUCCACCAGCUUGUCGAGAACUCCGAUGAGACCUUUUGCAUUGACAACGAGGCACUCUACGACAUCUGCAUUCGCACCCUCAGGCUCUCCAACCCCUCGUAUGGUGACCUUAACCAUCUCGUCUCUGCUGUCAUGUCCGGCGUCUCCACUUCACUCCGUUUCCCUGGUCAGCUCAACUCCGAUCUCCGCAAGCUCGCCGUCAACAUGGUUCCCUUCCCUCGUCUCCACUUCUUUAUGGUCGGCUUCGCCCCCCUGACCAGCCGUGGCUCGCACUCCUUCCGGGCCGUCAGCGUCCCUGAGUUGGCCCAGCAGAUGUUUGACCCAAAGAACAUGAUGGCCGCAUCUGACUUCCGCAACGGUCGCUUCCUGACCUGUUCCGCCAUCUUCCGUGGCAAGGUAGCCAUGAAGGAAGUUGAGGACCAGAUGCGUAGUCUCCAGAACAAGAACUCGUCGUACUUCGUCGAGUGGAUCCCCAACAACGUGCAGACAGCUCUCUGCUCGAUCCCACCCCGUGGUCUCAAGAUGUCCUCGACCUUCGUCGGCAAUUCGACUGCGAUCCAGGAGCUCUUCAAGCGUAUCGGUGAGCAGUUCACUGCCAUGUUCCGGCGCAAGGCUUUCCUUCACUGGUACACUGCCGAGGGUAUGGACGAGAUGGAGUUCACCGAGGCUGAGUCUAACAUGAAUGAUCUUGUUUCUGAAUACCAGCAGUACCAGGAUGCCGGUAUCAACGACGAGGAGGAGGAGUACGACGAGGAGGUUCCGCUUGAGGAUGAGCAUUAAGUGGCGAUCCUGACGCAUCGCGAGUUGGCAGCCUCCUGCUAUAAUGAUCCACGAUCAAGGGCAACAUUGAGCUGUUCGUCCAUUCUGCGGUCUUUCGAUUCAGGCUUGUGGCCAACAACCGAUAAGGGGUUUUCUACACAGACCUGUUCUAUGGAUGUCAUGCCACACUAUUGAUUCGGUAACCUUGCCGGCGUUGCGCUCGAGUGCCUCGCUGGGUUGGGGCUCGCAGCCGAUGAUGGAUGACCAUGUCUUAUGGAGCUGGUGCGAGAGGAAUCGGCCAUCACCUUAGCAUGGCGGGGUAUCUGAUCAAUCUUUUGACAAUUUGAGCCGCAAACUUCAACCUGAAUGCCACCGACGUGGCUUACCCAUAUGGGUUAGGGCGAAAAGGAUCCUGAUUCCCACCCCGCCUUACUCUACUGCCCGCAAGAAGUCUGCAGAUAUCAACCUGUAGGUAGCAGGUUAGCGGUCGCUGUACUUUGCUUUCGAGCUGUCGUAGGUUGCGCUCAGCAUAGAGACGCUCUGGUUAGAAACGGUGGGCCCAGCUCGAGGCUCAUCGGCCAUCC
Verticillium dahliae VdLs.17 is the source of this 1883-nucleotide messenger RNA. Its product is annotated as tubulin beta-3 chain. Gene Ontology annotation, cellular component: microtubule; cytoplasm. The record is from RefSeq and is a predicted model, not a curated record. The transcript has 5 exons. Gene Ontology annotation, biological process: microtubule cytoskeleton organization; mitotic cell cycle. Bases 1 to 1320 code for a protein of 439 amino acids. Gene Ontology annotation, molecular function: GTPase activity; structural constituent of cytoskeleton; GTP binding. Lineage: Eukaryota; Fungi; Ascomycota; Sordariomycetes; Glomerellales; Plectosphaerellaceae.